Molecule: messenger RNA, 1092 nt
Organism: Penicillium samsonianum
Lineage: Eukaryota; Fungi; Ascomycota; Eurotiomycetes; Eurotiales; Aspergillaceae
Product: putative acyl-CoA:6-aminopenicillanic-acid-acyltransferase
Exons: 3
Coding region: 1-1092 (363 amino acids)
Source: RefSeq, a predicted model, not a curated record
AUGUAUCCUGAAAAUGAGCCAAUUAAGCUGGAGCUCCAUGGCACUUCCCGAGAAAUCGGACUGCAGCAUGGUCGCGCAUUGCGGGAACAGAUUCACAGCCAGAUAUCUAUCUACGAUGCCAUGUUCCAGCACACCUCAAAGUUAGCCUGGAAAGAGGUGCGCGAAGUCGCAACUGAAUUUCAGCCCUCGCUCCAGAAACUCACGCCUCAUUUGUACACGGAGAUGGAGGGUAUCGCUGAGGGUGCGGGGUUAGAUGUGCUUGACAUCAUAGCGCUCAACUGCCGAAGCGAGAUAGCGCUAGGACGAUUCUCCGAUGGCUGCACGGCACUAUCCUGGAAGAAAAACGAGACGACGCGAGUGCUCUCGCAGAAUUGGGACUGGACGAAGGCCGUUAAGAAGAACAUAGCCAUGAUAUCGAUUGAGCAGGUUGGAAAACCUACUAUCUAUAUGAUUACCGAGGCAGGAAUCGUCGGCAAGAUUGGGUUCAACUCCAGCGGCGUUGGAACUUGUCUCAAUGCUAUCCGCGCCAAACCGAUGAUCAGUAGCAAGGUCCCGGUCCACGUUGCGCUUCGGUUGUGUUUGGAGAGUACUUCUGUCGACAACGCCGUAAAGACCCUCGAGUCUCUGGGUGGUGUCGCCUCUGCUCUGCAUACCCUUGUUGCAGACAGUACCAAAGCCCUGGGGCUUGAGCUAUCGCCCGUGGGAGACAAGCAUAUCCCCGAGGAUACAUCGGGGAUUAUCGGCCAUACCAAUCAUUUCAUUGAGAAUCGCUACGUGGAUGAGCCGCCGUGGCUGUCCGGCUCACCUAUCCGGCUCAAGCGGUUAGCGGAGCUGACGCAGGAGUUAAUCCAAGAAGGUGUUCAGGGUGACGCUAUCACACCGACUUUGCUGCGAGAACGUAUCUUCUCUGAUACGUUCAACAAGCCUCAGGCAAUAUGUUGCGAGGAGGAUCCAUCGCGCCAUAUCUCGAAUAGAAGUAGUACUUUGUUCAACAUUGUGAUGAACUUGGACCCGAAGAAUUUGGGAGCGGAGGUUGUCUUUGGCCGGGUUGGGUCUGGAGAGGAAGGGCCUGUGUUGAAAAUGCCUUGGUGA